AUGCCUGUAAAUCCAUGGACCCUUUUUUUCUUAUCCAUUUUUCUAUUACUUCUACACCAUUCUUUUCUAUCUUUUGCAGUAAAUCAACAAGGGGAAGCUCUUCUUUCAUGGAAGAGAACUUUGAAUGGAUCUUUGGAAAUUUUGAGUAACUGGGACCCGAUUGAGGAGACACCAUGUAGCUGGUUUGGAGUGAGUUGCAACUUGAAGAACCAGGUAGAAGAAUUGGAUUUGAGGGAUGUGGAUUUGCUUGGAAAACUCCCAACAAAUUUCAUCUCAUUGUUCUCCUUGACUAGUCUUAUCUUAAUGGGAACGAAUCUCACCGGUUCAAUCCCAAAAGAAUUAGGUGCUCUCGUUGAACUCAGCUACUUGGACUUGAGUGACAAUGCAUUGAGCGGCGAAAUCCCCAGUGAACUAUGCUAUUUGCCUAAACUCGAGGAACUUCAUCUGAACUCAAACGAGCUCGUGGGGUCGAUUCCAAUCGCAAUUGGGAACCUCACAAAGUUGACAAAGCUGAUCUUAUACGACAAUCAGUUGAGUGGCGAAAUUCCAAACACAAUAGGCAACAUGAGGAGUCUUCAAGUGAUAAGAGCGGGAGGAAACAAAGAUUUAGAAGGGCAAUUACCACAUGAAAUUGGAAACUGUUCCAGUUUGAUCAUGUUGGGUUUAGCAGAAACAAGCAUCUCAGGUUUCAUGCCACCAACUAUAGGACUAUUGAAAAAGCUUGAAACAUUAGCCAUUUACACCUCACUUCUCUCUGGCCAAAUUCCCUCUGAAAUUGGUGACUGCACAAACCUUCAAAAUAUUUACCUUUAUGAAAACUCACUCACAGGAUCGAUUCCAACCAAACUGGGAAACCUUAAGAAUCUCAGAAACCUGUUACUGUGGCAGAACAAUUUAGUAGGCACCAUCCCUCAAGAGAUUGGAAACUGUUACCAAUUAUCCGUGAUCGACGCAUCAGUAAACUCAUUAACAGGAAGCAUCCCUAAAAGCUUUGGGAAUUUGACUUUGUUGGAAGAACUUCAAUUGAGUGCCAAUCAGAUUUCUGGCGAGAUACCCAAAGAAUUAGGGAACUGUCAACAACUGACUCACGUGGAGCUUGAUAACAACCUUAUAACCGGUACAAUACCUUCCGAAUUAGGAAACCUUGGGAAUCUAACGUUGUUGUUUCUGUGGCAUAAUAAGUUACAAGGUAAUAUACCUUCUUCUCUUUCCAAUUGUCAAAACCUUGAGGCUAUUGAUCUGUCACAGAAUGUGUUAACUGGUCCUAUACCAGAAGGGAUAUUCCAGCUUCAGAAUCUUAACAAGCUUUUGCUUCUAUCUAAUAAUCUCUCUGGUAAAAUUCCCUCUCAGAUUGGGAAUUGUUCUUCUCUUAUUCGCUUUAGAGCCAACGACAACAACAUUACUGGUGCCAUUCCUUCUGAGAUUGGGAAUCUUAAGAAUUUGAACUUCCUUGACCUCGGGAACAAUCGAGUUUCUGGUGUUAUCCCGGAGGAGAUCUCCGGCUGCGGGAAUCUCACUUUCUUGGACUUGCAUUCGAACUUUAUUGCCGGAAGCUUGCCUGAAAGUUUGAGUCAGCUGGUUUCACUUCAAUUUCUUGAUGUCUCUGAUAACAUGCUUGAAGGCUCCCUGAGCCCAUCUCUCGGCUCGCUCGCCGCACUUACUAAGCUUGUUCUUCGAAAUAAUCGAAUCUCCGGUUUGAUUCCUAGCAAACUUGGUUCCUGUGUAAAGUUGCAGCUAUUGGACCUAAGCAGCAAUGAAUUCUCUGGUAAAAUCCCCGGUAGUAUUGGUAAAAUUCCGGCUCUGGAAAUAGCUCUGAAUCUAAGCACAAAUCAUCUCGCUGGCAACAUUCCCCGUGAGUUUACAGAUUUAACAAAACUCGGAGUUCUUGAUCUAUCUCACAACAUUCUCACCGGAAACCUCAAUUAUCUCGCUGGAUUAGAAAAUCUCGUGGUCCUCAAUAUCUCCUCUAAUAAGUUCUCUGGCCGCGUUCCGAACACGCCAUUCUUUACAAAACUUCCUUUAAACGUUCUCUCCGAAAACCCGUCGCUGUGUUUCGCCGGCAACGGGUGCUACAAUGAAGGUGGCGGAAAGUCAGGGAAGCGAGCCAGGGAAGCGCGAGUGGUGAUGGUUAUUCUCCUCAGCGUCGCAUGCGUUUUACUCAUGGCAGCACUGUACGUUGUUGUGGCAGCAAAACGACGCGGAGAGCAAGAAAGCGACGUGGAGAUCAAUGGAAAAGAAUGCGACGCGGAAAUGAUCCCACCUUGGGAGGUGACAUUGUACCAGAAACUCGAUCUGUCAAUAUCCGACGUAGUAAAAUGUCUCUCUGCUGGCAAUAUCAUCGGCCACGGCCGAUCCGGAGUCGUUUACAAGGUUACCAUGCCAGCAACCGGAUUAACUAUCGCAGCUAAAAAGUUCCGGUUAUCAGAGAAAUUCUCAGCUUCGUCAUUUUCAUCAGAGAUUGCCACAUUGGCAAGAAUACGACACCGUAACAUUGUGCGGUUAUUAGGUUGGGGUGCUAACCGCAGAACAAAGUUACUGUUUUACGAUUAUUUACCGAACGGUAAUUUGGAUGCUAUGUUACAUGACGGAUGUACAGGAUUAGCAGUGGAAUGGGAGACAAGGCUCAAGAUAGCAAUUGGCGUCGCUGAAGGAUUGGCUUAUUUGCAUCAUGAUUGUGUCCCUGCUAUCUUGCACCGGGAUGUUAAGGCGCAGAAUAUUUUGUUAGGUGAUAGAUAUGAAGCUUGUUUGGCUGAUUUUGGAUUCGCUCGUUUCGUUGAAGAACAUCACUCUUCAUUUUCAGUUAAUCCUCAGUUUGCUGGUUCUUACGGAUACAUUGCUCCUGAGUAUGCUUGUAUGAUGAAGAUAACAGAAAAAAGUGAUGUAUACAGCUUUGGAGUAGUCCUACUAGAGAUAAUAACAGGGAAAAGACCGGUUGAUCCAUCAUUCCCAGAUGGAAUACAUGUUAUUCAGUGGGUGAGGGAGCAUUUGAAGAGCAAGAAGGACCCGAUCGACAUUCUUGAUUCAAAGCUACAAGGUCAUCCAGAUACACAAAUACAAGAGAUGUUACAGGCACUUGGUAUCUCUUUAUUGUGUACAAGUAAUCGCGCUGAUGACCGGCCUACCAUGAAAGAUGUCGCAGCAUUAUUAAGAGAAAUUCAGCAUGACACUACGUCAGCUUCUGAGCCCCAGAAGCCUAAAAGAUCUGAAACAUCAACGUAUUCUUCUUCUUCGGUGACCCCAGCUCAGUUGUUGUUUCUACAAUCAAACUCACAUUCACAUUCCUCGUCAAUUGCAUAUUCCUCUUCCUCGGCCGCAGCAGCUUACCAUUCGCCAAGGAACUAG
Molecule: messenger RNA, 3342 nt
Organism: Lathyrus sativus (Indian pea)
Lineage: Eukaryota; Viridiplantae; Streptophyta; Magnoliopsida; Fabales; Fabaceae
Source: the annotation of a GenBank genome assembly